Molecule: messenger RNA, 513 nt
Organism: Candidula unifasciata
Lineage: Eukaryota; Metazoa; Mollusca; Gastropoda; Stylommatophora; Geomitridae
Source: the annotation of a GenBank genome assembly
AUGAUGUACACACAUCGCUUGGUUGGGACACGAGACGAAGCUACACUUGAAAUCUUGGAUACUGCCUUUAAGAUGCCACAGGACACAUUGGAAAAGCACAUUCGCUGGGCUGAUGGCUUUAUUUUGAUGUACUCCGUUACUGACCGGCACAGUUACCAGGACGCCCACAAGCUAAAGGAGAUGAUCUUUCAGCUGCGAGGCUCUGACACACCGAUCGUGCUGGUGGCCAACAAACAUGACCUUCUGACAGCACGUGCGGUCACGGAGGACGAGUGCGACAACCUGGCCGGGGAGAUGGACUGUCCCAGGUUUCAGAUUUCCGUUGCUGAAGGUCAAGAAGGAGUCAACGAAGCAAUGGAGGAGCUUCUAGUCCUGAUCAAACGGCAGCUGGUGAAGAGCUUGUCUGCGCCAACACCGGAAAACGUCGCCGGACUAGAGAAGAGGUCAAGGUUUGUCAACAUGAAGAAAGCCUUCAAGAAGAAGAUUGUCAGAAGCAGGAGCGAUACAUUUUAA